Molecule: messenger RNA, 327 nt
Organism: Clunio marinus
Lineage: Eukaryota; Metazoa; Arthropoda; Insecta; Diptera; Chironomidae
Source: the annotation of a GenBank genome assembly
AUGAAAAAGGAAGAGUAUGAUCAUCUCAUUGCUUGUAUCAAAAUUAGUUUUAAAGGACAUGUCAGCAUUUCAAGGCAAUACAUAUGUAUUCGCAAAAGGAGUAUUUUACCAAUUUUGGAAGAUGCAUUUUUAACGAGGGUUUCCACUCAUGAUUCAAAUGCUUUGAAAAUAAAUGUUUCUAAGCCUUGGCGUUUUCUGUUUAUGGCAAACUCGAAAUUCGAGCUCAACCUGAACUUGAACUCUAAAGGAAGGCUUCAAGUAAUGCUGUUAAUUAGUUCAUUGGACCUACAUAGAUCAUUUCCUGAUAUUUACUUAAUGACACCAUAG